GUCAUCUGCCAUUAGCUAGCUCCAAGUCUCCUGUACUGACUGUUCCGGCUUCCCGCGCGAAACCUGAACCUGAACCCAUGUUCAAAGCAGCAGGCGUAUCCGGCCACAAGCAGCCCAGUCAUGGCUCGCGACUGGCACCUAGUAUCGGCGUCUCGCGUUCAAGCGGCUUUGUGACCCGGCGCCAGCGCCAGCGGUCGAGUCCCUGCGGCAGCCUGACCAUGGGUGGAGAUUCCGUCACCGGUCUGAGCGCCAGCCUGAGCUCUGGGCUGUCCAGCCUGCGCCAGUUGGUGGUUGCGAAACUGCCCAAGCGGUGGGGCGGCCAGGGCGACUACUCUGACGCGCUUGGCGGUGCCCUGAGCUCCAAGGACUCGCUGGAGUACGCAUUUCGUGUGCCCGCUGACAGCGCCGCGGGUGCGCUGCUGCAGCGUGACGCGGACGGCGUCCGCGCGAUGGCGGAGGCGGAGGAGCGGGUGCUGCUGGUGAAGCUAUCGGCCCGGCUGCAGGCGGCGUCCAUUGCGGCGGGCGGGCUGCUGCUCACCUCCACGCAGCACGACUCCUGCAUCGCCAAGCUGGGCGUCAUGCAGGCCGUGGCGGUGCUGGCUGCGGCGGCCAGGUACACGUCGGCCUUGCGCCGCGCCGUGCACGCGCAGGUGGAGGAGGCUGCAGCUGCAAGCAGGGCUGCAACGGCGACAGCUGAGACCGGCAGCAGCAACAGCAGCAUUAGCAGCCUGUCGGUCGCACUGCGCAGCGAUGUGGGCCCUGAGUCCCACGAGGCGCGGAUCAUCCUGCCGGCACCGCUGGGGAAGCCCACCGCGCCCGCCACGCCAGGCGCUCGCGUCGAGUGCCGCUGGACCUCCAAGCCCACCAGCACCACCAGCUCCACGACCACGGCUGCCGCGGGGCAGUCCGCUGAGCCCGAGGCCACCGCCACAGCUGCUAUGGCCAUGCCCAAGCCGCCGGUGGGCGUGUGGACAACGCUGCGGCUGGAGCAACUGCCGUCGCCGGCAGCGCACUGGGUGCGGCAGGAGGCAAUGCGCAAUGCGCUUGCGCGCCGGCUGCAGCAGGAGGGCAGUGCGGAGGCCGGGGCGGAGCUGGCGGAGCUGGCGGCGGCUAUUGAGAUUGAGCACGCCGGGAUGUGCGGCCAUUGCGGCUGGUGGCAGCGCGCCUACCAGCUGGCGGUGCGCGCCGUGCUGGCUGUAGCAGCCGUCGCUGCGCUUGUGGUGGCACGCGGCGUGCUGGGGCUGCUACUGCCGGCCCGCUUUGCGCCAGAGCCUGCUGCGAUGAUGGCCGUCGGCGCCGCUGCGCCUGAGAGCCGCUGGCAGCGCGCGCCCGCGCCGACUGCACGGGCCCAGCACCACUACAUCAACAAUGCAGCACACGAUGGCGGCAUCACAAGCAGCGCCGGGCACCGCGCCACGGCCGUCGUGAAGAUGUCUGAUCCGCAGCUGCAGCACUGGUAGAGCAUCAGCGGUAGGACGGUGAUGGAGCACACAGGCGCGGGCAUCUAAUAGGCUGUGGAUGAAGCAGAUCGUGUGCUGGCGGCGCCUGGUUGGCAGGAGGUGGCACCUUUCUGUCAAUGGCUGACGCGCAUGUUGCGGACAAGCACAUGGAUCAGGACACUGGCCGAUGCCGUGCACGCUCGAGAGAAGAAACAACAUGGCUUGUGUACGUUAGGCCCGCAUCCGGGUCGGCUGUUUUGUACGGUGUUCCUUACGCACAGAGUAUUGACUAAGCAUUACUCGUGCGCCUAGGUGCCAUUUUGUGGUGCAGAUUUGCAUGGGUGCAUUGCCAGCUAGUAUCGUACAUAUAGAGAGAAAUGGACCGUCAUCAGACGCGAUGCGCCGGCUUCGGGCUUCCAGGAGCCACCGCGGGGGCUUCACCAGUUUUGCAUCCAUCACCGCUGCUCAAAAGAUUUGGUUGUGGCUGUUGCGUAUAAUUGCUAGGGCUCUACUUCAAUAAGUGGAUCCGUGAAGGUCCCUUGUUUUGUUGGACGAAACCAGAGCCACAGCCAUCAUGGUGCCGGUCGAUGUGCAGAAGGUUUUGUACAGUAGCCUACACCGUCCUGAGUGGUCGUCUGUCCUAGGCGCAAGCUCAAAACAUUGUUCGCGUGUGGGGACGCCGCGUUGGCGAGAGCCACGGAUGGACACCAUGGGGGCAUGCCGCACCCGUGGAGGGCACUAUAUGUCAUACAUUACAUGAGAAUAGGAGGCAUGUUGAAAUGGCGGUCUACGCCAGUUGACAUGGUAUUGGACAUGUACGAUCUGGGUUAGCGCAGUACAAGCACACGCAGCUGGUCUUUGUAAGGGGCUGCGCGUCUGUAAGUUGUGCAGCCGCUGGCUCCCUGGCCUGCUGACGUGGCCUUGUCUGACGCCACAGAUCUGACGGUCACCAGGACCACCAAUGAGCAAGCAGGCUCCGAGCACGCAGACCUCAAUGCGUG
Messenger RNA from Chlamydomonas reinhardtii, 2440 nucleotides. RefSeq lists its product as uncharacterized. Lineage: Eukaryota; Viridiplantae; Chlorophyta; Chlorophyceae; Chlamydomonadales; Chlamydomonadaceae. The record is from RefSeq and is a predicted model, not a curated record. Bases 219 to 1460 code for a protein of 413 amino acids. The transcript has 6 exons.